This is a messenger RNA of Aquila chrysaetos chrysaetos, 1603 nucleotides long. RefSeq names its product chromosome unknown C11orf80 homolog (gene TOP6BL). Gene Ontology annotation, biological process: meiotic DNA double-strand break formation. NCBI's taxonomy places the organism in Eukaryota, Metazoa, Chordata, Aves, Accipitriformes, Accipitridae. Bases 1 to 1053 code for a protein of 350 amino acids. The transcript is spliced from 13 exons. The record is from RefSeq and is a predicted model, not a curated record.
AUGGCGGACGAGGCCGUGCGCGCGGUGCUGGAGCGGCUCCUCCUGGGCCUGCGGCCCCCCGAGAGCCGGGACCCCCGACACCCCCCUUGUCCCCCCAGUGGCGGCCGGCAGGGAGCUGAGCCGCGGCGUCGAGGCCGAAGACCUGCGGGGAGCCGCCCGGGGGUUGCUGGAGCUACCGGGGGUCCCCAGCACCCCAGCCCUGUGCUGCGGCCGGAUCCUGCGCCGAGCCCGGCUGCGUUUGGCCUUCCAGGUGGAAUUUCACUUCUGCGUCAGCGUGAACGGCACCGUGGCCUCGCACACCUACGGGCGGGAGAACGCCUGGGCCGUGGCGGGAGCGCGGCUGCGGGUCCAGAGCCGGCACUUUGCACUGAUCCCUCCUGGCUGGCCGACUGGGAGCGAUUCGGCUUCACCGCGGCCCCCCGUGAGCAGCCGGAGGGCGAGGAAGAGCUGGUGACCCCCGAUGCCGCCUACGCCGUGCGGCACGGAACCGGCGUCCCGGGGGGGGACCGUCACCCCCAGACCCUCCUGCUCUUCCUCUUCCUCCGCCACGAGGAUCCCUUCCAGGUUUACGACGCCGCCGCUCGCCGGCUACUGCUGGCCCACCUGGACCAGACGCUGCUGAGCAGCCGCCCGGCGCUGGCCACCGGCCUCCGGACCCUCGUCCACCCCGUCCUGGAGGAGCUGUGCCGUCGGCACGAGGGUCAGGAGCGGCUGGCACGGUCCUUGCCCGUCGUGCUGGACGCGGUGACGGCCGUGGUGACCGGCAGCACCAGCGCCCGUUUUCGGCGGGCCUGCCUGCGCACCAUGCAGGUCGAGGACACCCCGGCACUGGCGGCGGCCGUCAGGCGGAGCUUGGCCGAAGUCACCCACCGGCGUCUGCUGCCCUGCGCCUCCUGCGAGACCCCCGGGGACACCCGGCGGGGGUCCCCAGAGGGUCCCCAUGUGCGGAGGGGACGACGGGUGGAGGAAGAGAAGGAGGAGGAGUGUCCCCAGAGCAGCGAGGGCCAGGCGUGGCAGCGGGAGGUGGCCAGCCUGGCCGAGUGGACGGGCUGAGGGACGGGGACGGAGCCCCCCACCAUAUCCCUGUGCUGACCCAGUUCACCCAGUUCACUUGGUCCCAGCUGGUCCUGGCAGCCCCCCAGGACUGGUACCCCCAACCCAGUUCUGCCAGUCAUUCCCAGUUCUGCCAGUCUUUCCCAGAUCCCCCAGUCGUUCCCAGUUCUCCCAGUCAGUGCCAGUUCCCCCAGUCAACGCCAGUUCUGCCAAUCAUUCCUAGUUCUCCCAAUCGGUCCCAGUUCCCCCAGUCAUUCCCAGUUCCCCCAGUCGUUCCCGGUUCCCCCAGUCGUUCCCGGUUCUCCCACCAGUCCCAGUUCUCCCACCGGUCCCAGUUCCCCCAGUCAUUCCCAGUUCUCCCAGUCAGUGCCAGUUUCCCCAGUCAAUGCCAGUUCUCCCAGUUGUUCCCAGUUCUCCCAGUUGUUCCCAGUUCUCCCAAUCGGUCCCAGUUCUCCCAGUCGUUCCCAGUUCUCCCAGUCAGUGCCAGUUCCCCCAAUCACUCCCAGUUCUGCCAGCCAAUCCCAGUUCCCCCAUCCCCGCUCCACCCCAG